Messenger RNA from Budorcas taxicolor (takin), 1566 nucleotides. RefSeq lists its product as uncharacterized. NCBI's taxonomy places the organism in Eukaryota, Metazoa, Chordata, Mammalia, Artiodactyla, Bovidae. Gene Ontology annotation, cellular component: cytosol. The coding region runs from base 83 to 1261 and encodes 392 amino acids. The transcript has 7 exons. Gene Ontology annotation, molecular function: L-allo-threonine aldolase activity. The record is from RefSeq and is a predicted model, not a curated record. Gene Ontology annotation, biological process: L-threonine catabolic process; glycine biosynthetic process.
UCGCGGCCGAAGUCUGGAAAGCCCUGCCGCUCCGAUCCAGCCGAGGAAGAUCGGGGCUGGAGGGCCCGGCACUAUCCUCGCCAUGCUCCGCAGACUGGCCCGAGCCGCGACUCCGCGGCAGCGGGUCUUCUGGGCGCGGAGGUCUGGGAGCCUGGCGGAGAUUCCGACGUACGUGGUGGACCUGCGCAGCGACACGGUGACCAAGCCCGGGCCGGCCAUGAGGCGCGCCAUGGCCGAGGCCGUCGUGGGGGACGACGACUACGGCGAGGACCCCACCGUCCGCGACCUGCAGGCCACAGCUGCGGAGCUGCUUGGGGUGGAGCGGACUCUAUUUGUGCCCACAAACACCAUGGCCAACCUCAUCUCUGUGAUGUGUCACUGCCGGCGCCGGGGCUCCCAGCUCCUCCUGGGGCGCGAAUGUCACCUCCAUGUCUAUGAGCAGGGCGGGGUGGCUCAGAUUGCAGGGGUGCACUCCCACCCCGUCCCAGACCUGCCCCACGGCACCCUGGACCUGGCUGAGCUGGAGAGGCUGGUCACACGGGGCCUUGGGAGCCCCUACCACCCGGUCUGUGAGCUCAUUUGCCUGGAGAACACCCACAGCAGCUCGGGGGGCCGGGUCCUCCCCAUGGAAUACCUACGCCAGGUGCACUUGCUGGCCCGACGCUAUGGGGUCCGUGUCCACUUGGAUGGGGCGCGGUUAAUGAACGCCGCAGUGGCUCUGGGCGUGCCCCCUGCCCGCAUCGUGGAGCACUGUGACUCUGUGUCUCUCUGUUUUUCCAAGGGCCUCGGAGCACCAGUGGGGGCCCUGGUUGGGGGACCCAAGGACUUCAUCGAAGAAGCCUGGCGCCUCCGGAAAGCCCUGGGUGGAGGGAUGCGCCAGGCAGGGGUGCUGGCCGCAGCUGCCCUGGUGGGACUGGCUGACGCCGAGGAGAUGCUGCAGAGAGACCACCAGAACGCCCAGAGAUUCGCCAGAGGGCUCCAGGAACUGGCGUCCCCCAUCUGCUCCGUGGAUCCCACCGCCGUGGAGACCAACAUGGUGAUGGUAAGGGUAGAUGGGCUGCCGCCUGAGGAGCUGUGCCGGCGCCUGCAGGCCGUGAGCGCUGACGAGGUGGCGCAGACCGGCCACGCGGUGCGCCUGCUGCUCUUCCCCUGGACUGAGCACUCAGUGCGCGCCGUGUGGCACCGGGACGUCUCUGCGCAGGACACGGAGCUGGCGCUGAGAAAGUGGGCGUUCGUGCUGAGGACCCUGCGGACGGGGUGACGGACCCUGUGCCUUGGCUAGGAUGGAUGCAGGUGACGAGGGCAGGCAUCUCCAGUGAGCAGGCGGAAGGAGAGGCGUAAAACGACACCCCUGUUAUCUGCUGGUCUCCUGGGACCCCCUCACUUCUGUGACACGUGGGGUGAUGCCUUCCACCUGUUCAUUCAGCAGACCCCGUGUGGUGCUGUCUGGGAUGGGGUCUCAAGCAUGCCGGGACAGGUGGGACACCCACCACAGCCGGGGGGCAUGAGAGCAUUUCGGGGACCAGCAGGAGGAAGAAUGAGAAGACAUGGAAAGGGACGCUGGUG